UGCGGCCGCAGGGCCGGGCCCAGGCGGGACUUGGGGCCCUGGGCAGGGCCGGGCCGGGCAUGGCGGAGAGGCGGCAGCGGGCCCGAGUGCAGGGCGGCUGGGCCGGCGCCCCGGCGGGACGGCCCGCAGCGUCUAAGGUACCUGUGGCCAGCAGCGUUGCCCUUGCAGGUGCCAGACCUGCAUGGAGACAGAAAGAUCAGCCUCACAUUCAAAAGCAGUUUGUCUUUGAAAAGCCAUCAGAGGUGGAGCGCAGGGUUCCUGAGGCAGGUGUGAUAGACAAGCCUGGUGUGUAUGAGCUCAGCAAGGGACCAACUGGCAUUUCUAGGAUUCAUUUGAUUCCUGGCUUUAUUGACUCAGAACAAGCAGACUGGAUGUUUGAGCAACUCCUGCAAGACAUACCCUGGGGCCAGCGAACUCACAUCAGACAGGAAGCAUCUUUUGAGGAACCACGGCUAACAUCCUGGUAUGGGGAGCUUCCUUACACAUAUUCCAGGAUAACAAUGCAGCCAAAUCCAAAUUGGCAUCCUGUGCUGACCAUGCUGAAGGAGCGCAUUGAAGAGUUCACUGGCUAUAGCUUCAACUCUCUCCUCUGCAACCUCUACCGAAAUGAGAAGGACAGCGUGGACUGGCACAGUGACGACGAGCCAUCACUGGGAAAAAAUCCUGUCAUUGCCUCACUCAGCUUUGGUGCUACUCGGACCUUUGAGAUGAGAAAAAAACCUUCCCCUGAAGAGGAUGGAGAUUAUACUUAUGUAGAAAGACUCAGAAUCCCACUUGAUCACGGGACUCUGUUGGUGAUGGAAGGAGCCACCCAGGAGGAUUGGCAGCAUCGGGUGCCUAAGGAGUAUCAUUCUAGAGAUGAACGGAUAAACUUGACAUUUAGGAUCAUUUAUCCAGAACCUGAUGGAGUUUGGAAGUGAAGACCCACUUUGGACAUUGUUGGAUAUACACCCACAGCAGAUCUAGAGCCUUAGAUUGCUACAGAUAUAAAGGAAGCCUUACAGGAACAGAUUUCCGUGAAGUCAUGGGGAAAAGAGUUGAUGUUCUGAAGACCUUUGGCAAUCAGAAGCUGCCUGUGUUAUGUGGACAAAAAUUAUAUGUUAUUAGAUGAUGCUAAAUCGCAGGCUUUGUGAACAGUGAUUAUUCUUAGAAGAGCACAAAGCAUGUGAAAGGUUUAAGAGGUCCCAGCUGGAGCAGAGAGAUUCAGUGAGCAGUUUGCACCUUGUCUCUCCUUUACUCCCAAGUCAUGAUCUCUGUUGGAGGUAAUGACAAGGUGGGAUUCUUGUCCACCUCUUUGUGUCUGUACAGAUAUGAAAAAGCUGCACUUGGUGAUGAUCUCUGGUGUUACUUAUUUCACCAAAGGGUGGUGCACUGCUUUUUUAUCUGUGGGUUGCAGAGUCUCUUCCAGUUAAGCAGUUUCACAACUUAAAUAACGUAUUGAAUUAUACCGGUGUCUAGUGGAACAGAGGGUCAAGGCUCUUAUCUGCCAUGCACUGUGUGGUCAGACUUUAUCCUAACUCUUUAUCCAUGUAGGCAGGACAAUGCAAAGGCAAGCAACAGAGACGUCUGAUGACCCUGCUUCUGGGUCAGUGCAUAUUGCAUUUAAGAAUAUCACUCAGGGGGUUAUCUCUUGAGCCUCUGCUGUGCCAGAUCGACAGUCAGCACCUCAGACCAGAUUCCAGGCUGACUUGCUGGAAUCCUUCAAGUUUGGCUGCUGUGACUCACCUGCUGCUGGGAAGCAGUGGGCUCAUGACUAGAGUCUGAAUAUUAAGUUAGGAGUGCUGCCUGUGUGCUUAAGUUCUUACUGCAGCUAAAAAUCAUCACUGUACUGGGUCAAAUCAUAGUUUUGGUCCAUCUUCACUGUCUGCCUGCAGUAGGAUCUAAGCACAGGUAAAUACCCUCUGCCUUCUAACAUGUUAGCUUUGUUAAGCAAGCUAAUGUCCCUCUUCACUGUAAGAAUAAAUUGGUGUUGAGAAAAGAUCUGUCUUUAUUUAGCCAGCAUGUGUUGUGGUUUAAGUUCUUAUUUGGUGAGAACAGUCAGGUUAUUAAUACUCAGUUAUGCCUAUGUUUUAAUGUUAUUGAUGACAUAAAUGUUGAGCCAUUUCACUCCCUGUGGUCUUAAAUUGGGCAGAAUCAUUUCCUAGAAACAGCUUCUCUACCUAAACCACCAAACAUUAUUCUUAUAAAAUUAAUGUUACUGGAAAACUUAACUUUGUUGUCUUAUGAGGUCUUCACUUUCAUCCCAAUUUGUACAUAAAUGUUUUUGGAGUAUUUUUAAUGUUA
Molecule: messenger RNA, 2283 nt
Organism: Parus major (Great Tit)
Lineage: Eukaryota; Metazoa; Chordata; Aves; Passeriformes; Paridae
Gene: ALKBH3
Product: alkB homolog 3, alpha-ketoglutarate dependent dioxygenase
Exons: 9
Coding region: 60-920 (286 amino acids)
Biological process (GO): DNA repair; DNA alkylation repair
Cellular component (GO): nucleus
Molecular function (GO): dioxygenase activity
Source: RefSeq, a predicted model, not a curated record